Molecule: messenger RNA, 3349 nt
Organism: Austrofundulus limnaeus
Lineage: Eukaryota; Metazoa; Chordata; Actinopteri; Cyprinodontiformes; Rivulidae
Gene: tom1l2b
Product: target of myb1 like 2 membrane trafficking protein b
Biological process (GO): signal transduction
Cellular component (GO): membrane; endosome
Molecular function (GO): phosphatidylinositol binding; ubiquitin binding; clathrin binding
Source: RefSeq, a predicted model, not a curated record
GUUUCCUCAUGUAUCAUUACCAUCAUCCCAUGGACUGACUUGUUUAUUGUCGGGCAAGAUGGAGUUCCUUUUGGGAAAUCCUUUCACUACCCCUGUGGGGCAUUGUAUUGAAAGAGCCACCGAUGGCUCCCUGCAAAGUGAUGACUGGACCCUCAACAUGGAAAUAUGUGAUAUCAUCAAUGAAACAGAGGAUGGGCCAAAAGAUGCCAUUAGAGCAGUCAAGAAGAGACUCAAUGGCAACAAGAACUACAGAGAAGUGAUGCUGACUUUAACAGUUCUCGAGACGUGCGUGAAGAACUGCGGCCAUCGUUUUCACGCUUUAGCAACGAGCAGAGACUUUGUUGACGGCGUGCUCGUUAAGAUAAUCUCUCCUAAAAACAACCCCCCCACCAUCGUUCAAGAUAAAGUACUCGCCUUGAUUCAGAUUUGCCGGCUACGCAGCGAGUUGGACGUUGUUCGUGGCAACACUAAGGUGAUGUCCGAGAUGCUGACUGAAAUGGUGCCAGGACAGGAGGAUUCUUCAGACUAUGAGUUACUACAGGAGCUGAACCGGACCUGCAGAGCCAUGCAGCAGCGGAUAGUGGAGCUCAUCUCCUGCGUUUCUAACGAGGCAGUGACCGAGGAGCUGCUGCACGUAAACGACGACCUCAACAACAUUUUCCUUCGCUACGAUAGGUAUGAAAGGUUUAGAUCUGGGAGGUCCUCAGCUCAGAGUGUGAACAAUGGGCUGAAACAGGUCCUCAGCGAGGCUACAGAAGACAACCUCAUCGACCUGGGUCCAGGCUCCCCAGCGGUGGUCAGUAACAUGCCCCACACAACUCCAAMCAGUUUGCCCCCCACCCUGACAGCACCUACAGGAGGACCCUCCUCCCCGGCCACUUUGUCCUCCCGCCUGGCUGGUUUAGAUGUGGGUGCAGACAGCGUGAGCAGCACCCUGAGCUCUCUCAGCAGCGUCAAACCCCCGCCUGCACAGGACGACUUCGACGUGUUCGCUCAGACCAGAACCGGAGCCAUAACUGAACCACAGAAGACUACCACAGACAGUCGCACUGCUGCUGGGCCCCCUCCCACUCUGGAUGUCCUACAACAAACUGCAGUAGGGGGCGCCGGGCGUCAGUCCUCUGUCAUGGAUGACAUAGAGGAGUGGCUGUGUACUGAUGUGAAAGGGGAUGAAGGUGAGGAAGGUGUCACCAGUGAAGAGUUUGAUAAGUUCCUGGAAGAGCGAGCCAAAGCUGCCGAGACAACUCCCAGCCUACCAUCGCCCCCGAGUGGCAACCCGGGCGCAGCGCCGGCACAGGGAACCCCCAGCAGGAAGAAGCCGGAAAGACCAGAGGAUGCUCUGUUUGCCAUGUAGACCCCCACUGACCUCCGACCUCUCRUCCCCAGCCUUAGACCCGACCAGCCGAGGCCAGACUCACCUGUGUUCCACCUCAUCCCGACACUACAUUCAAUUUUUUUCAAACACGCUUUUUUUUUUUUUAAUAACGCCAGCUCUCACCUCACCAGUGAGUUCUGCUUUCUGAGGGAAAAGAUUUCCYCUUCAGCCUGUCGUGGACUGCAGAGCUUCAUGUUGCAGCUAAUCCUCAAGAAAAUAAUUAGUUUUAUUAAAAAAAGAGGACUUUUUGUCAURAAUAGGAACUUACCAACCUGUAGAAUUCCUUAAAUCACCACCAGGCUCAACAGUAUUUCUAGUUUUCCCUGAAUAUUCUGCUCAUAAUUACCAGACGUGGCUCUUGUUUUGGUAUUUGUCUCAGUCUCUUUGCAAACUUGUCCAAGUGGAUUUGUAAAUCUGUAAAUGGCAAAUGUCAGUUUAUUAGUUUGGUGUACAUUUAAGCUGCGUAUAUGACUGGGGGGAAAUGAAGUAAUUUAAUGUAGAUUUCUUUGGAAAGAGUUUAUGUUUGCUGUAAAGACGUUACCUCACCGGGGUCAGAGAAAAUGGGGGGAUGGAUCCACAAGAAUACCUGCAAACAAAGGGAUUUAUUUUCUCACACACUUCACCGACAAAUGUAAAAAAAAAAAAAAACAAAUCUGCUUUUUGUGGAAUCUCAGAUGCUUGACACAAGAUUUAUUGAGAUUAUUUUGCUGAGUUUUAUUCAACUGAAGCUGCUAUCGUUGGUUAGAAUCCAUCAGCUGUCGAGACAUUACCAUUCAUAUCUUUAUGCUGAACGCAGAUGCUCAAUUUAACGAUAUAAAAUGAAUGAGCUCGCAGGAGGUUUUUAUUAGGAGCUGAAGUCGACUGUGCUGUAUGUUUUGUCCUACAAUUGUGCUUCAAGGACCAAAUCUGUUUUUUUUUUUUUUUUUUUUUUUUUUUUUUUUUUUUUUUGUCUUUAAAAUUCGAUCGUCAAAAUGAUUGUUCUUAAUUUCAGAAUYCACGGCUCUUACGUUUGGGUUUGAAUGAGAGUUUAGUGUGACACUACAAGAACAGUUUGCACGUUUCUACAUCAUUUUUUUUUUUUUUUUUACUGACAUCAUAAAAGGCCUGACCUUUCUGAAUGACAUUUGUUUCCCUGAAAUGAGCUCAACUCAGACGCGGUGCGACAAAUGAGACAUUUUUAAUCUUGGUAAAUGCAACAUGUUACACGAGCACAACAAGCUUCAAACAAGCUGCUUUUUACCUUCAGACAUGUUCUGCACAUCCGCUAACACCAGAGCGCUAAAAGAAAUGUAGAAAUAAUUUAUUCAGCACUGUUUUGUUGUUCUGAUCAGUAUUUUAACAGCCUUUUUUUUUCUGAAUGAGAAGUUGUCAGUAUGCAUGUAGUUUAAGGAUGUAGUUUAUGGUGUUAAGGAUUUUUUUUAAUGUCAAAUUUAUGUGUGUAUUUGUCCUGUGCAAAAGCAAAUAUGGCUUCUAAAAGCAGUUCAUCACUGGAUGAUCACUUUUAUUUAUCUCUCAGAGAAUACAGAUUUCAGUAAAUGUUAUUUCUUUUUGUUUUUGAAGUUCUUAGACCGACCAGUGCAAUAGUGUGAUCAGACAUUAAAAACUUACACAAGAUCCCCACUUGAUGAAUUUAUCAUAUUGCACAUUUUGAAUUAUGAAAAUGUCUUUUUUUUUUCCCCUGAAAUUUGUUUCUUUGUGUUGGUGUUAAAGCAGAAUCGUCUUAUCUCAGAUGGAAAAUGAAGUUUCUACGUGUGUGUUUUCAAAAUGCAUCAGUGUGUUUGUCAUCUCAGAACCAGUUUUGCAGGAAAAGAAAAAAAAAAMCAAUAGAUUUUGUGUUUGUAGGGUUUAUCAACAGAAAAACUGAGAAGGGAAGCUGUGGCUGCUGACUCUCCUGCGUUGCCUCAUCUUUUGUUUCUCUUUGUGUUGUUUGACUUCUGCAUGAACUCUUAAUAAAGAUUAACAGUGUGAUCUGCA